UGUCAACAUGUGUCAUGUAAGUGUGCUCGCCUGUGUAUGCAUUUGAAAUUGGAACCAGUUUGAACCUCUUACAAUUUAUCGAUCAAAAUGUUUUUAUUUCAUUCUCAUUUUAUUAAAACAAAUGUUACCGCUAUCAAAAUUCAUGGAAACUAUACGUUGGUUGGGGUUGGUGGCUAUCUGCAUAUCUUUCAGAAGAAGACCUCCGAGCUGCUUUGUAAAGCAAUGAUAUUUGAAGGUGAAAAAAUUUAUGGGAUACUACCCAGUGCCUCAGGAUCAUUUCUCAUCUGGGGAGGCAGAUUUAUAAAGAUCUAUAAGCCCAAUGCAGAACUGACUGCAGUCUCUGAUCAAGCAUCAAAAGUCCAUAGUGACUGGAUUUUAGAUGCAAAAUGGGUUGAAGACAGUCAAAAAGUAGCAACAGUAACAAUGCAUAACAAGCUCCAUAUAUGGAGCCCAAAUCUAGAUAUAGAAAGAGAGGUUGAAUGUGAAGAAAAAUGUAUCUUGUAUAGUGCUCGAGUUUGUUUCAGUACCUUCAAUGAUCUGCUUAUUAUUGCUGGAACAGUAUUUAGUGAAGUAUUGCUUUGGAAGCCAAGUAGUAAUACUAGUGAUGAGUCAGUGGUUCUCAGCAGGUUGAAAGGUCACAAGGGUGUGAUUUUCUGUGUCCACUACAAUGAAUCAAAUGACUACAUUUGCUCUUCAUCUGAUGACAGAUCUGCCAUUUUGUGGAAAAUUGAGAAAAGUAGCUCAGUAGAAAGUGUUGGUGAUAUGAAAGUAACAAAGAAAUGCCAGGUAUUUGGUCAUACUUCAAGAAUAUUUAGAUGUCAGGUACUGAACACAUGCUUCAUAACUGCUGGUGAAGAUUCAAUGUUGAAUGUUUGGUCUUUUGGAGGGAAAUUACUUCGAAAACUGGAAGCACAGCAGUCUGACCCUAUAUGGGCAAUUGAGUGUGAAGAAGAGAGCAACUGUGUCUUAACAGGUGGUGGUGAUGGUGCUGUUACCGUAUUUCCAAUUCACUACAAAUACACUGAAGAAAAAUUGAAUGUAAAUCAUGGUGACAAGCCAAAGCUAGUUGCUAUUCUUACAAGUGGAAACCUUGUAGUUUUCACAGAUAAUGGUAUUUUGUAUUAUUAUAAUCGUAAGAAGCAAGAGUGUCUGAGAAUCAAGGAGCAUGUAGAUCUGAAAAGUUACGUCCUGAUGGAUGUGGCCAGGUGUAAAAACUUACUAGCUUUGGCAGGGUUCGAAGGUCAAAUAAACAUCUACAGAGAACGCAACGAUGCCUUACACCAAAUCUGCGCCUUUCGCACCAAAAACAAAACACGUAUAUUCUCGUUCCACUGGUUGACUUGCAAAAAUUUCCUCAUAUGCCAAAAUGACGGCAAACUUACACUCUUUUACCUUAAGGAAGACACUAUACAUGCUGUUGCCAAGUUCAAUCUACCAUCUAGCAAUGAGCGGUGGACCACUUGUGCCAUAUUUUACAAAAACUACGUUGUUGUGGGCGACAGAAAAGGAAGCAUACAUUUAUAUGAAAUUGGAAAGGAAGAUCCUAUCCAAACAGUGAACAAAGUACACAAUCAUUUGGGUGUUACAAAACUAGUUGUUGAGGAGGAUAGAAUAAUUUCCUUAGGAAGGGAUUCUGUGAUCAAGACAUUUCAGUUUAAAGGAGACUACUUACGCAUGGUAUCAUCAGAUAAACUUCCUGUCACUUGGUUGUUAGAUAUACGGGAAAACCUUUUGAUUGCGUUUUCGAGCAACAAUUUUAUUGUAUGGAACCGGAACACCAAGAGAAUUUUGUUUGAAAAAGAUUGUGGAGGCGGACAUAGAUCUUGGUGUUUCAUGAAAACUAAAGAAGAUAUGAGCUUCGUCUAUGUUAAGGAUAAAAUUAUUGACAUCAUAACAGUCAACUUGGAAAGCAUACUUCCUGUGGACAUCAUCGAAGGCUAUCACGUAAAAGAGAUCAACGCGAUAGAAGUGGUGAAAUGUCUAAACAAAUAUAUUUUGAUAUCUGGUGGAGAAGACACUGUAUUGCGGAUAAACAUGUUCAAGAAGUAUGCAUCAAAAAAUAUUAUAACGUUGAAGUCGCAUCUGUCAAGCAUUAGGGCCAUUACGACCUACAGAUUGGAUGCGAAUACACAUCUUGUGUUUACCGCUGGCGGUAGAGCACAGGUGAUAUGCUGGAAACUGGAGACUUUUACCGAAAAUGGAACGUUUAAGAAGGUUAUGUGUAGCGAGCAGCAUUCCUAUCAUAAACCCACCGAAAACGAAGAAUCUGAAAUGAGAAUCAUGGAUUUGAACGCAACAAAAAUCAACGAAAAGAUCACCUUGUUUUGUGCAUGCUCCGACGGUAACAUCCAGUUAUUUUUUGUCGAACCCAGAAGCGGAUCAUACCGCUUGAUGUUUUCGAGAAAUGUAUUUUACAAGCUGAAAUGCGUCAUUAAACUAUCUACAAUAAAGGUUUUCGGUUAUACAUUGUUGGUUACCAUGGCAACGGAUGGUAACGUAGUCUUUUGGGACAUCAGCGAUCCAAUGGCAGAGUUGAUACCUUUUUUUUAUAUCACCUGUCACCAGUCAGGUAUAAAUAGCUAUUCGUAUUUGCUCCUAGAUAAUCACUUGGUGUUCCUAACUGGCGGGGAUGACAACGCGAUCGUCCUUAACUAUAUUAGAAUAAAAGAAACAGACGUGGGCCUAGAGAUGGAAACUGUCGAUCAGGUUAUAGAUAUUAGCUCGCAUUGUGCCCAAAUAACAGGAGCUCAUCUUACUUUCAAGCAUUUUUUGACCACCUCGGUGGAUCAAAAAUUGUUGAUAUUCACUUGGAGGGUGAAAAAUGACAAGUUGAGUUGUCAAAGAGCAGCGAAGUAUAUAACUUCGGUAACGGACCCUCAAGGGUUGAAAUGUCGAGAAAAUCACGGGUAUGAUGUGUUCGUAUAUGGUAAAGGGAUCGAAAUUAUUAAAAUAAAAGAAGCUAGUUAAACUAUUUAGCACUUUGGGCUGUGUGAUUUCGAGGGAGUAUGUUGCGACAAAAUCUCUUGGACUGCUCAAUAAACACAUUUGCACUGAUCUCGUACAGCUAGAGAAUAGAUGGAAGCUUCAACAGCAUACUAGCUUUAUUCAUAGUAUAUUCGCUCCAAGUGCCUGGAAUGGCCCUAAUAUAUCGAUAAGAUUUUAAAAAUGAACCCUGUUUAACCCUGCAGCACUCGCGCCUUAAAAAAUCGCGCACCACUCGCGCCUUAAAAAAUCGCGCACCACUCGCGCCUUAAAAAAUCGCGCACCACUUGCGCGUGAGAAUUUCUCUCACAUGUCCCUAUCUUCAAGAUUCUGUUCAAUAUAAUUAUUUUUCUUCUAAUUUUUAUAAAUAAAGCAAAAUAUUAGUAAUUUUUAUUGAUUUAUUGUUCUAAAAACUAAAAAAACAUACAACUUUUUACUAAAUAAAGUCAAACUUGAAAUGCCGUGAGCGAGAUAAAAAAAUCUUGAUUAUUUAAUUCCUAAAACAUAUUUGAACAAAUUCUAUGUUUAAGAUGAGUAAUAUAAUUCCUAUAGUGACAAAAAACCUAAUCUUCUGAUGUAUCAUUAUUGUCAUACACGACAGAACACGUUUGAUACAUGAAGGUAGUGUGCUAGUAGAUGACUAACGAUAUUCUUCAAGGGCGUUCCUACAUCGACCAUGAGUUUUUUGUCUUUUCCAGUAAAGUUGUCUCUUGAAGUAUACACAGGAUUCUCAUCACCUUCAGAUUCAAAAUCAUCAGGUUCUUCAUCAGAUUGUUCGGUAUCUGUAUCAUGUAAGCUACGUUCACUGGAAGCAUCACUUUCAAUAUCAAUUCGUUUAUCAUUUUCCAAAGGUUCCUGAUUUUGCCAUUCUUGUUCUCUCUGAGGCUUUUCAUAUCAAGCUCUCCCUAGUUCUUCAAGUAUCCGUCCUCUACUCAUCGCUUACUCUCUAAAAUAAUAUUAACACAUACAAAAAUAAUAAACCUUUUUAUUACGAAAAAACAAUAAACUUUUCACUCGCUAAUAGCAUUGAGCACUAAAGUUUGCCUAUUCAUAAUCACAUCGAAGAGGAACCUUAUAAAGUCAGCGUGACUUAGGCCCGUAUCGUCAAUCGUCCCUACAAUUGUAGGGCGCCUUUAUGGCCUCCUUGAUUGUCAUAGUUUUCUACAUCUCCGUGUCAGCGCUCUAUUUUGAGGUUAUGUCACAAACAUCAAUUUGCAUCAAAUUGUGCUUGGUUUUGUUAUAUCAUGUUUUAUCAGCCUGAAAUUUCCUACAAUUUAAAAGGAAAACAAAUAUUCACAAUAGGAGAGCGCUGACGCGGACACGGGACAAGUGUAGUCUAGAAAUUUUUGAAGGAGAGAAAGAAGUAUGACAAUCAAGGAGGCCAUAAACGCGCCCUACAAUUGUAGGGCGCCUUUAUGGCCUCCUUGAUUGUCAUAGUUUUCUACUCUACUCCGUGUCAGAACUCUAUUUUGAGGUUAUGUCACAAACAUCUAUUUGCAUCAAAUUGUGCUUGCUUUUGAGUUAUAUCAUGUUUUAUCAGCCUGAAAUAUCCUACAAUUUAAAAAGAAUACAUAUCUUCCCAAUAGGAGAGCGCUGACACGGGACAAGUGUAAUCUAGAAAUUUUUGAAGGAGAGAAAGGAGUAUUACGAUCAAGGAGGCCAUAAACGCGCCCUACAAUUGUAGGGCACCUUUAUGGCCUCCUUGAUUGUCAUAGUUUUCUACAUCUCCGUGUCAGCGCUCUAUUUUGAGGUUAUGUCACAAACAUCAAUUUGCAUCAAAUUGUGCUUGGUUUUGUUAUAUCAUGUUUUAUCAGCCUGAAAUUUCCUACAAUUUAAAAGGAAAACAAAUAUUCACAAUAGGAGAGCGCUGACGCGGACACGGGACAAGUGUAGUCUAGAAAUUUUUGAAGGAGAGAAAGAAGUAUGACAAUCAAGGAGGCCAUAAACGCGCCCUACAAUUGUAGGGCGCCUUUAUGGCCUCCUUGAUUGUCAUAGUUUUCUACUCUACUCCGUGUCAGAACUCUAUUUUGAGGUUAUGUCACAAACAUCUAUUUGCAUCAAAUUGUGCUUGCUUUUGAGUUAUAUCAUGUUUUAUCAGCCUGAAAUAUCCUACAAUUUAAAAAGAAUACAUAUCUUCCCAAUAGGAGAGCGCUGACACGGGACAAGUGUAAUCUAGAAAUUUUUGAAGGAGAGAAAGGAGUAUUACGAUCAAGGAG
Messenger RNA from Acanthoscelides obtectus, 5198 nucleotides. Lineage: Eukaryota; Metazoa; Arthropoda; Insecta; Coleoptera; Chrysomelidae. The record is from the annotation of a GenBank genome assembly.